Messenger RNA from Torulaspora globosa, 3099 nucleotides. It is a transcript of the gene SDD3, whose product is annotated as Sdd3p. The record is from RefSeq and is a predicted model, not a curated record. Gene Ontology annotation, molecular function: metal ion binding. NCBI's taxonomy places the organism in Eukaryota, Fungi, Ascomycota, Saccharomycetes, Saccharomycetales, Saccharomycetaceae. The transcript has a single exon. The coding region runs from base 1 to 3099 and encodes 1032 amino acids.
AUGGUUUUCAACAAGUUGAUUUCAUUCCAAUUGGACUAUGCCCCGCAGUACCAUUUGACAAAGUACAUAUCCAGCAGAACUCGUCUGCAACUGGUUCACAUAAACCACAAGUCUUCGCCGUUGGUGCAAGGUUACUUUGCAGUUGCCACAGAAUGUGCAACAGAUUCAGGAACUCCUCACACUUUGGAGCAUUUGAUCUUUAUGGGAUCGCACCAACAUCCUUUCAAAGGGCUGUUGGACACGGCAGGUAAUCUAUGCAUGUCGUCGACGAAUGCUUGGACAGCCACCGACCAAACUGUGUACACUCUAACCAGCGCCGGCUGGAAGGGCUUCAAGCAGUUGUUGCCAGCCUACCUGGACCAUAUUUUGCAUCCUACGCUGACCGAUGAAGCCUGUCUGACAGAAGUUUAUCAUAUAGACCCGCAAGACUUGAGCGACAAGGGCGUUGUUUAUAGUGAAAUGGAGGCGAUUGAGUCACAGAACUGGUUUGUUACUAUGCUGGAGAAGCAGAGACUAAUGUUCAAGGAAGGCAGCGGUUACAGGUCUGAGACCGGGGGAUUGACACCCAAUCUAAGACAAUUGACCAGCGAGGACAUCAGGAAGUUUCACAAGCAGUCAUACUCAGCGGAUAAUCUCUGCCUUAUAAUCAGUGGUAACAUCCCCGAGGGUGAGCUGCUUGAGAUUUUGCAGCGGUGGGAUGAUACUCUACCAAAAUUUGAACUCGUGGGUCGUAAAAGGCCUUUUGUAGAUUCUGAGAAUUCGAAAAUUCCUGAGAGCCUAUCCGUAAUGAGUGAAUCUGCCGUUGAAUUCCCAGAAUUGGAUGAGAGUCAAGCAGAAUUACUGUUUUCUUGGAUUGGGGAGCCCUAUCACGCAUAUGUGAAUGAUUUGGCCGCGACCAUGCUAAUGGAUUAUUUCACUGAAACUGUCCUGGCGCCCUUCUCUAAAGAAUUGAUUGAAAUUGAGGAACCGUACGCCAACUCCGCAGAUUACUGGACAGACGACUUCAGCAGAACUAUCAUUAACCUGGGUAUCCACGGUGUCCCAACUGAGAGGUUAGAAGAAACAAAACAAAAGGUGCUACAAAUAAUGAGUACGCAUGAAGUGGACAUCUCCAGGAUGAGGAAAGUGAUCGAUAACUAUAAGUGGGACUAUGUGUUGAGAUGUGAGAAGAAUGGCGACACUGUCCUAUCUCAGGCGGUUAUCACCGACUUCCUUUAUGGAAAUGAGGAUGGGUCUUCAUUGGAGAAAUCCCUGAAAGAUCUUUCUGAUUUUGAUGAACUUCAAAAGUGGUCUCAAGAAAAAUGGCAGCAAUUUUUGCAUCGUCUUUUUGUCAAUAAUAAGCCAGUCAUUAUUAAAGGCGUUCCCAGUUCAUCAAUGUAUGAGCAACUACAGAAAGAGAGAGAGGAACUGAUUCAGAAAAGAGAGACUGUAUAUGGAGUUGAGGAGAAAGCGAAGCUUCAUCAAUUGUUAAGCUCCGCCAAGUCACAUAAUAGCAAGCCCAUUCCCUCAUCACUACUAAAGGAGUUUACGAUCCAGGAUCCAAGUGACAGUGUGAAUUUUAUCACAACCAGAAGUAUCACGGCAAUCGAGAAUUUUGAACACAAUGAUGCGGCCGACCAAGUAACGAAGGAUAUCUUAGCGCAAAGACCGAAAGAUUUCCCCUUAUUCCUUCAUCUAGAACAUUAUCCUUCGCAAUUUGUGGAAGUCCAUGUUUUGUUGAACACAAAUAACAUUAAAGACUGCACCUUGCUACCUUAUUAUCAUAUAUUAGAGGAGAUAUUCUCUAUGCCAAUGGAGGUGGAAGACGGUAAAAUAAUACCUUAUGAGGACGUUGUGUCCCGCCUGCAAUCGGAAACAAUCGACUCUGGGGUCUCUAUGGGCUUAGGAAAUAGCGCAACCGAUCUGAUCGAUAUUAGAAUCAGGGCGAAAGCUGAAAAUUAUGCUAAAGCCGUGGAGUGGAUCAAGCAUUGCCUUUUCGAUAUGGUUUUUGAUGAGAAGCGUGUCGCAGUUCUUCUUGAUAAUUACUUGGCAUCGAUCGUAGAGCUAAAGAGAGAAGGCGACAUUAUGCUUGAAUCACUAACUAACAGAAAAUUGUACUCCACAAGAUCUUUGAAGAAAUCCGCAGAUCCUCUUCAUGUCGAAGAUGUCCUUCAUCAGGUUUCAGAAGACAUAAGAAGUGGUCGUUAUGAGCAAAGCGUUAGACCAAAAAUUGAGAUUGUCAGAGAGCAAUUGAGAUCGAAUUUUAGCAAGCUAAGCUUUUUGAUUUUGGGAGAUGCACUCAAAAUCGGUCCCGAUGUUUUCAAGCCCUGGAAAUCCCUAAUAGAGAGAUUUGGUAGCAUUUCCUCAGGCCAAGAAGUUAAACUUCCACCAGUACCUAAGUUGCUAGACGCCAUCUCUUCUCUUUGUAAGGAUCCUCGGGAAAAGGCAUUCAUCAUCACCACGCCAGCCUCUGAGUCGUCUUACAUGAAUGUUAUUACCUCCGUUCCAUUGAACAUGGAUUAUCGUCAUCCAGACUAUGCAAUCGUGGCCUUAGCUUCGGAAUAUUUGCAGUGCGUUGAAGGGCCAUUUUGGAAAGGAAUUCGUGGCGCUGGUCUUGCUUAUGGCGCAAGCGUUUUGGGAAUUCCGGAAGCGAACUCCUGGGCUUUCCACAUCUACCGAGGUGCAGAUAUAUUGAAAUGCUACCAGGUUGCCAAAGAAAUUGUUGAACAACAUGCCUCAGGUGCUAUUGAGAUUGAUGAACUACUGCUCGAGGGAGCCGCCAGCAUGAUAAUUAACAGAAUAGCUACAAAGGAAAACAGCUAUGCAUCAGCAGCUAUUGCUAACUUCACUGAUAAUUUUAUUCUAAAGCGUGGGCCUCACUUUAAUGAAUACCAUAUAAAGAGGCUAUCCGAGGUCACCAUCGCAGAUAUUCGGAACAUAAUAAAGAAGUACUUCGUUAAUCUCUUCGAUGCGCAAAAGAGCUGCGUUUUUGUCAGUUGCCAUCCUUCGAAGCUGGAAGUAACUCAAGAGUUUCUGGAAAAAGAAGGCUUUACAGUUGAGGUUGAAGAACUUGAUGAUGAGGAGGAGGAGGACGAGCUUGAAGAAGUUUCUGAGGAAUAA